AUGGCGAUACCCAUUAGAGCCUUGAUUAUUUUGGUGGAUGUUCUAAUAUAUCUAAAACUCAACUGUUGCAUGGAAAUAGAUUUUUGCAUACCUGUCAAAUUGGAUCACCAACAACAAGACAGGCAAUUCUCCCGGCGCGCGGAGAAACCAAAUGACAAGCAGAUUGUUUUCAGGCUAAGUGCUUUCACACAGGAAUUUUACCUCAACCUCAAGCCGGACUCUAAUUUCCUUGCACCAAGCAGCAUGGACCCCGAUAGUUUUUAUUCACCACCCUAUACCUCUGCAACUACUGAGCUGAGGCAAUGCUUCUACUCCGGUGACGUGAACGCAGACCCGGAUUCAUUCGCCGCGCUGAGCCUCUGCAAAGGUCUCGCCGGAGUUUUCUCUUACAACGGCACGGAGUAUUUCAUUAGUCUGGAUGGAAACGCGGACGUGUCGCGAUAUGAAGUGGCCUUCGACCGAACUCACGUUAUCCGUCGCCGUGGACGCGCGCGCUCAGGUGACCGUCUCGCCAGCAGGUGCGGAGUGGCGCCCGGCACCAACCUAAACAUGUCGGGCUCUCUAGAGAAAUACAAGUACAUGGAGGAAUUUGACACGGACGGCUUGACCGAAACGGUCCUGAAAACGCUGGGCAGAUCCAAAAGGUUCGCCUCCAUCCCCAGGUUCGUGGAGGUCCUUGUGGUCGCGGACGAGUCUAUGGCCAAAUUCCACGGCGAUGACCUGAAACAUUACCUCCUGACCCUCAUGUCUGUCGCGGCCAGGCUUUACAAGCACCCGAGCAUCCUGAACUCCAUACACAUAGUGGUGGUGGGAUUUAUGGUGAUCAACGAAGCUGACAAGGGACCUAAAGUUUCCAGCAAUGCAGCCCUGACCUUGCGCAAUUUCUGCUCCUGGCAGAAGAAGUUGAACAAACACAGUGACAAGCACCCCGAGUACUGGGACACUGCCAUACUCUUCACCAAACAGGAUCUUUGUGGGGCCACAACCUGUGACACUUUGGGAAUGGCUGAUGUGGGAACCAUGUGUGACCCCAAGAGGAGCUGUUCUGUCAUUGAGGAUGAUGGUUUGCCCUCAGCUUUCACCACCGCUCAUGAAUUAGGCCACGUCUUUAACAUGCCGCAUGACAAUGUAAAGGCAUGCGAGGAUGUAUUUGGGAAGCUAAGUGACAAUCACAUGAUGUCUCCCACACUGAUUCAGAUCAACAGGAACAGACCCUGGUCUGUGUGCAGUGCAGCCAUCAUUACAGAGUUCCUUGACAGAGGUCAUGGUGACUGUCUGCUGGACCAGCCACAGAAGCAGUUGUCUCUCCCAGAGACCCUGCCUGGUUCCAGCUAUAGCCUUCACCGUCAGUGUGAACUAGCUUUUGGGGCAGGCACCAAGCCCUGCCCCUACAUGCAUCCUUGUUCCAAGCUUUGGUGCACGGGAAAGGCCCGUGGGCAGCUGGUGUGCCAAACCCGACAUUUCCCUUGGGCAGACGGCACCAGUUGUGGCAAUGGCAAGAUCUGCUACCGAGGGGGUUGCACUGACAAAAACAGCACUAUGCACAUCAAGGUGGAUGGCCAGUGGGGGAAGUGGGGUGCAUUUGGCGAUUGUUCCCGAACCUGUGGUGGAGGGGUUCAGUUGUCCAAGAGAGAGUGUAACAACCCUGUCCCUGAAAAUGGUGGCAAAUACUGCUAUGGCCUCCGUGUCAAGUAUCGCUCCUGCAACCUCAACCUCUGUCCUGACACAGGCAAGAGUUUCCGAGAGGAGCAAUGUGAGGCUUUCAAUGGUUUCAAUCUGAACACCAACAGACUCAGCUCCUCAGUGGUUUGGGUUCCCAAGUACUCUGGUAUCUCACCCAAGGACAAAUGCAAGCUCAUCUGCCGAGCCAAUGGGACUGGAUAUUUCUAUGUACUUGCUCCAAAAGUUGUGGAUGGGACUCCGUGCUCUCCAGACACCUCAGCUGUAUGUGUACAGGGGAGGUGCAUUAAAGCAGGCUGCGAUGGCAAACUCAACUCCAACAAAAAGUUUGACAAAUGUGGUGCGUGUGGUGGGGACAACCAGGGCUGCAAGAAAGUCUCUGGAUUGUUCACUAAACCCAUACAUGGUUACAACUUUGUGGUAAUCCUGCCGGUGGGGGCCUCCAACAUUGACAUCCGUCAGCGUGGUUACCGAGGAAUGGUCAGCGAUGAAAACUACCUGGCGGUGAAGAACCGGCAAGGCAAGUACCUCCUGAAUGGCAAUUACAUAGUAUCGGCCGUAGAGAGGGACCUCCUGGUGAAAGGCAGCUUGCUCCGCUACAGUGGCACCUCUACAUCUGUGGAGAUGCUUCAAGCCACCAGACCCCUCCAGGAGCCUCUUACUGUGGAGGUGCUCUCAGUGGGUAAGAUGACUCCUCCUAGGGUACGUUACUCCUUCUACAUAGCCAAGGAAAGCAAGAAGGAGAAGACUCUACGGAAAGAAGACAAGAGCCACACAGCUCACAACAGCGUCUUGGUGAACAGUAAUAAGGUGGAGGUAAAGAAGCAGGUGCUGGACAAGAGGCCUAUCAGUCAGUGGGUAACAGGAGGAUGGGAUGAAUGCACAGUGACUUGUGGAAACGGGCUACAGAAGAGGACGGUGCAGUGUCAGAGUGUGGAUGGACGCCCGGCAGCUGACUGUGACAGCGCUUCUAGACCUGUAGCCAUGAGGGUUUGCGGGGACCCCUGUCCAAUGUGGGACAUAGGGCUCUGGUCACCCUGCUCCAAGACCUGUGGGAGAGGGUUUAAAAGGCGGGUCCUGCGCUGCGUUACUCAGAAUGGUCUGAAUCUACCUAGAGAUCAUUGCUCUGGAAAAAGAAAGCCUCAGGAACUGGACCUAUGCAACCUUAGGCCAUGUUAG
This is a messenger RNA of Lampris incognitus (smalleye Pacific opah), 2859 nucleotides long. Its product is annotated as A disintegrin and metalloproteinase with thrombospondin motifs 15-like. Gene Ontology annotation, molecular function: metalloendopeptidase activity; zinc ion binding. The transcript has 8 exons. The coding region runs from base 1 to 2859 and encodes 952 amino acids. Gene Ontology annotation, biological process: extracellular matrix organization; proteolysis. Lineage: Eukaryota; Metazoa; Chordata; Actinopteri; Lampriformes; Lampridae. The record is from RefSeq and is a predicted model, not a curated record.